Oncorhynchus mykiss (rainbow trout) is the source of this 883-nucleotide messenger RNA. The record is from RefSeq and is a predicted model, not a curated record. NCBI's taxonomy places the organism in Eukaryota, Metazoa, Chordata, Actinopteri, Salmoniformes, Salmonidae.
UCAUUUCGCCACACAAAAAAUAAUACUAACAGUUCCUUCUUGUCACGUUGUAAUUGGCUACUGCCGGGAACCACUGGGGAACUAGGCUACUCUAUACCUACCCCCUCAACAAUUUAAGGGCUUUCCAAAAACAAUCUGACUCACUUCACGUGCAACUAACGAAGCAAUAUAUUAUGGUCCAACGUGAGAAACAAAACCAAGAGUUUAAGUCAACAUUCACCAGCUGAGAAUGAAUACUUGUCUCGUUCUCUUAUGCCUGCUCUCUGAAGCGGUCUCUGUAAACGUCGUAGCUAGAGGAGACACCAGGGUUGACUUCGAUGCCGACGCAUCAUAUACCUGCACUCAUGCGGACCCGACAGGUGUGCUGCAAGUCACCUGGCAGAGGCUGUUCAAAGACGACUCGGUGGAGAAUCUGGCCACCUACAGCAAGCGGUUUGGAGCUCAAAUCAUAGACCCGCACCGAGGCAAGGUGGUUUUCACGGAAGCAUCUCUCAACUCGACGUCUAUUACCGUGAAGAACGUAACAUGGGCAGACGACGCCUGCUAUAUUUGUUCCUUCAAUGUUUACCCGAGUGGAUCAAGACGCAAGCAGACGUGUCUUACCGUUCAAGGUUUAUCUGAAGUGAGAGCCACAAUGCAAAAAGUCCCCAGCACUGAACCUAAAGCAGACAUGGAAGUUGUGGUCAGCUGCUCUGCCACGGACCAAACUGUCACAGCCAAUAGCAACAUCACCCUCCAACUGUUGCCAGGCUCCGGGGGAUACGUGGACUGUAUCGUAAACAAUGGGAUGAGGACACAGAGACACGAGCGGGUCCUGCUUCCUAUUCUCCCUGGAGAGAGGGAGGCUGAAGAGGGCUACAUCAUCCCCAGGGGCAUGUCGUGA